Diachasma alloeum is the source of this 1293-nucleotide messenger RNA. RefSeq lists its product as uncharacterized. The record is from RefSeq and is a predicted model, not a curated record. NCBI's taxonomy places the organism in Eukaryota, Metazoa, Arthropoda, Insecta, Hymenoptera, Braconidae. The transcript has a single exon. The coding region runs from base 1 to 1293 and encodes 430 amino acids.
AUGGCUCACAUUGAGAAUUUGAAGGCAAAAAGCACAGCCUUCAAAACACGCCUUACAAAGUGUAGAAACUUUCUGGAUACUGACGGUCCAGAGGCAAUGAGUGAACUCUUGGAAAUAAAGCUACAAACAAUAAAAGAAAAAUACGCUGAAUGGGAUCGAAGCAACGCAUCACUCCUGGAACUCGAUGUGGACAACCAGGAAACAAACACAAAUGACGCUUACACAAUUGAAGAAAACUACGACAUGGUAGUAGCUAGGCUGAGUCGUUUAAUGAAGGACAAGACGCCAGCCCCUGCACAGCCACUAACACCACUACAACCGACACCAGUUGAUCGAGCUGGUUACUCUCCAAGCUUCAAUAUGAAAUUGCCUGAAAUCACCCUACCCACAUUCGAUGGACGAUUCGAAAUGUACAGGCCUUUCAAGGAUCAGUUCAACGCACGACUUCCCAACCACAUCGAUAAGGUAAUUAGACUUCAAUAUCUCCAAACGAGCUGCAAAGCAGAAGCUGCUCAAGCCAUCGAAGCAUUGGAGAUCACCGCUGAAAAUUAUGACGUGGCCUGGGCUCUCCUAGAUAAGAAAUUCGACAUCCCAAGACAAGCUCUUCGACGUCACUGUUCUCUUCUCCUCAACAUUGGAAAAAGAACUAGAGAGAACAACAAGUCACUCAUCGAUCUCGUCAACUCAGUACGUCAGCAGCUACGAUCGAUCAGCAGUUUUGGGACAGCUGAUGAUCAACUAAAUGGCCUGGUAUGCACCAUCAUCCUCAAUCAACUCGAUGAAGAUCUGGUAUUCCAAUGGGAAACUCUCAUAGAAGGCAAGGAAAUACCCAAGCAUGACGAACUUCUCGAUUUCCUCGAGAAGCGAGGAAUUUGCGCGAAGAAUGCUGACACAUCCAAAAGCAUCAAGCAGAAGAACGAGCAGUCGCAGAGCAAGAAUUCACACCACAAACAACAUUCUCACUCCAAACAACAACCUAAUGCCACAUCUGGGCAUUCAGGCACUCCAAGAGCUCAGACCUUCUUCUCCAACACCCCCAGGAAGUGUCCAGUCUGCACUGAGGACCACAGGAUCUACGAGUGUCCAAAAUUUGCAGAAAUGGACGUUGAAAAAAGAAAGAAGGUCAUUUUCGAUCAAAAUCGUUAUCUCAAUUGCUUUGCAAAGGGACAUGGAGUAAAGGAAUGCACUUCAAAGGGUUAUUGCAAGACGUGCAAUGAUCCAAAGGCUAGACACCACUCACUGCUCCACCACACCAAGGAAUCUCCAACACCAUCAGAAAGUACUAGUGCAUGA